AUGGCGAUUGGGCUCAAGCGGAGCUUCAGCCCGGAGGACUGUGGCCUCACGGAUGCUGCCUGCCCGGGCUCACCGGUGCCUUCGACAGAACAUGCCGCCUGCUCCGAGAGCCUGGUCUUCAAAGCCUCUUGCGCAAGUGUUCAGGAGGAGAUAGAGGCACGAAUUGGCCUCAACAUGGAUCGCAAGAAGCUUCGCGGUAACUACACCCUCUUGGUCUCUGAGACUGGCGUCUGCACCAAGGCCAGUCGGGCGACGAGCCCGUUUGCAGACCCAGGCCCCUUCACGGACCUCUUCGGAUUUCGGUAUCUGACGGACGGGUCGGACUGCCACGUUUUGGCGUGCUCGGAGAGUCAGGUCAAGAGCCUGUGCGACUUCUCUACGAACUUUUGCAAUUUGUUCAACCUCUACUGCAACGAAGCCGACGGCUGCGAGAUCGUCCACAGCAACCUGGAGCACGACCCGGCGCAGUUCGACCAGCUUUGCGAUCACACGGCGAAGUGUGGUGGCUAUGAGACGCUCGCAGAUCAAUGCACUCGUCGAUGA
Messenger RNA from Symbiodinium sp. CCMP2592, 543 nucleotides. The record is from the annotation of a GenBank genome assembly. NCBI's taxonomy places the organism in Eukaryota, Dinophyceae, Suessiales, Symbiodiniaceae.